CCCUGUGACCCAGCCCACAACUAAAUCGUUUUUUGACAGUCAUAUGACUGAUUGACAUUAAACUGACAUUUUUUUGUUUGUAUUUUGCAUUUGUGGUGGAGAAAAUUAAAAAAUGUCUGCGAAAAAUAAUUCAAUAGACGCUCGGCAAGAAUUAGCUGAACUAGUCAAACGAAAAGCUGAGAUUGCGGAUACGUUGGCGAACCUAGAAAAACAGAUAUACGCUUUCGAGGGAUCGUACCUAGAAGAUACACAGCUUUACGGCAACAUAAUCCGAGGAUGGGAUAGAUAUUUAUCCAGUAAUAAAACUACCAACUCCAAAGCAGAUAAACGAAAUAGAAAAUUUAAAGAAGCAGAAAGGCUGUUUUCGAAAUCUUCCAUAACAUCUAUGGCAGCUGUCAGUGGAAUAGUUGAUCAGAAUCCUGAUAAAAUUGACAGACAGAGCGAAGAGUCUGAAUCACCGACAAAUGAAGACUCUAGUGACACGAAUGCCGGAGGCCUAAUCUCCAAUCACAUCGAAUCGACUGGUGUCAAAACAGCUGGAAAGCAGUCUAGUACUACUUCUGCAUCAUUCAGUACUAAUGGUACGACAAACGGUUUAGACGGUGUCGCUGCGAGUUCGGAACUUUCUGCUAAGCAAAAGAGUUUCAAUAGCACCAAAAAGAACAAUAAAAAGUCUAGACAUAGGUAACAAAAUAAUGUGUAAGACUUUUGUGAAAUGUUUUGUCUGUAUUAUUGUGAUGUUGCAAAGACUUGUUUUGUGUGGCGAUUUCCUGUAAAGUACAAUAAAAAAUAAUUAUUCACCAAAUAAUUUUUAGUUUUCAGUUGGGUUGGGUAUCUUCUGAUGGAAUAUGUUAAUGUUAG
This is a messenger RNA of Acanthoscelides obtectus, 861 nucleotides long. The record is from the annotation of a GenBank genome assembly. Lineage: Eukaryota; Metazoa; Arthropoda; Insecta; Coleoptera; Chrysomelidae.